AUGGGGUAUACAAAUGUCAAGAUUGUCUUGGGGAGCCUCUGUAUUGCACGGGCUGCUGCAGGAGUCAACAUCGAUGCAAUCCCUUCCACUGGAUCAGUCAGUGGAAUGGGAAAGCAAUGUCCGGUUCUCAUGGAUAAGUGGGAUUUGUUUCAAGAAGAUGAAUCCAACGACCACAUCAAACCAGAAGAUUUACCAUCUGUCUCGGGCCCUGAGUUCCAGCCAAAGGACAAUACCAUGGUCAUUGUCGACAGGUCUGGAGUCCACUGGCUCGAGGUGCAAUGCUGUGGCUGUCCUGAUGCAAUGAGUCCAGACAUUCAAAUGUUUCGACACAGCUUGUUCGCUGCAUCUUUCAACAGGCCGAAGACCUUGUUCACAUUCAGCGUUCUCGAUGAUUUUCUGCUGGACAACCUUGAAUGUGGCACCUCGGCAAUGAAUUAUUACAACAAGCUUCGGCGAAUGACCUCAAGCACAUUUCCACACCUCGUGCCAGAUCAAUACCGAGAGCUCAUGAGGGUCUCCCGGCAGUGGCGACACUUGAAGAACAUGAAGUGGCAUGGCUUCAGCCAUCAUUCCAACCACCGCGAGCCAGGGGACCUAGCAUUGUUCUGCCCGGCAUGUCCUCAGCCCAGCAUUAAUCUAUCUCUGACGACAGAAGAAUCACUUGAUGACUGGAAAUACACCAGGUCGUUUGUGAUGGAUGGGAACUUCAAAGCGGAACACCUGCAUCCUAUCAACCUGGACGAUGAAGUAUGGCUGUCCAAUGGAUUUGGAUUUAUGGUUGGAAAGGACAGGUACCAGAGGCAUCUUGCAGUAGCUACAGAUUCUUUGGAAAGGUCGAGCUGCAACAAUCAUCGAGCUAUCAAUCAAGUGAAUGCGGCUCAGCACAAGCUGGAGUCCACCGGGAUCGGGGGGGGGGGGGGGGGGGGUGGCCUGUGCCCAACAUGGCUGUUUUGUUCCCCACUCGAUUGUAGAUUUUCAGAAAGGCGAGAGAUGAACAUGGAUUAUGCCCUAUGCGAGGCUGCAUCAUACAACAUGAAAGGCAUCACCAGGGCCGUCACCUUCUACGACAUCAACUGUCAAUACAACAAGCAUCUUCGCACUCGGGUCGAUCGAGGUCUGUUCUUGACAAUGGUUCCGGAGCUGACCAUAGUUCCUGGAAUCAGGCUUUGGCAUAUCCAUGGACAUCAGGACAGCUGCUAUGUGAGAUAUGUGUCGAACUUCAUCGAAGGCAUAGGUCACAUCGAUGGAGAGAUCAUGGAGACCCUGUGGGCCCCCCUCAACCUCAUAUCUCCUUCCACUUGGGGAAUGUCGUCGCCACAUAGAAAAGAAUGUCUAGAUUUUCAGAUGAACGAUUCCAAUUUUUGCAAGAUGAUUCGCAUGAAAAGGACGCUUUGCCGGAAAUUCAAAGGGGCAAAGCAUGGCAUCGCCGAAAGUGGGAAGGCAUUUGAUAGACUCAAUGAGGGGGCACCAGAAAGUUCAAAGACUCUGUGGUUGGCGAGUGAAAGGGUCGCGCAGUCAAGCAGAAUACAUGAUCCCGCUGCAAUGGACAUAUAUGAGAUCAAUAUCCGGAAGGCACCGAGCAAGAAGGAGAUCGAGCUGAGAUUACUGGAGGAGAAUGAUGCUCAUCAUUCAUCACCUUCCCGCCAAUUGGUCACAACAUGGAUACCAAUGGGAUUGGCGAUCGAAGAAGCUCAGAUCGCAUUGCUCAUCGAGGUCUGUAGACUCGGACAAAGACCUACUGAGACCCAGAGAUUAAGCAUCGCCCGUCAAUGCGAUUGGGUGCAGGGACAGAUCGAUGGAUUCACUCAGUCCACUCUCCUGCAUUUCAGAGAUGGAUUCGAUAGUGAUGAAGAUCCGGAGGACUUGAGUUGUGCAAUUCUCGAUGAUCUUGAUGAUGGCCCAGAUGAGUUCACCGAGACUCUCGAUACCUACCGAAACACACCCAAGCUCACUGUCAUCCCAUUGCCAUCCAAUGUCGGGCUGGACCGACUCCAACACUGCUUAGCAGAGGAUCUGAUUCUGCUGGAGAUGUCGCUUCGUGAAGGACAGGCCAAUGAUGCCCUUCACAAUCUCCAAAUACACUUGUGCAACAAGGUGGUCCUUUUCCGAACCACUGUUAGGCAGGUGAAGUCACAAGCUUUGAAGACUUGGGCAUGGUCCCAGGUGAUGUCGGUUCAGCAGGCCGUGUCUCUGAAUGCCAGUAUAUACAACAGGACAAGGAAGCAAAUGAUGAAACUUGGUCCGGGGCAGCACCAGCUUCAGAAAUACCAACCUCUGCUCCGAGAACAGCUCAAGAUCAGCACUGCAGUCGGUGAUCCAAAUGCCUGA
Molecule: messenger RNA, 2328 nt
Organism: Suillus paluster
Lineage: Eukaryota; Fungi; Basidiomycota; Agaricomycetes; Boletales; Suillaceae
Exons: 6
Coding region: 1-2328 (775 amino acids)
Source: RefSeq, a predicted model, not a curated record